Scylla paramamosain (green mud crab) is the source of this 5112-nucleotide messenger RNA. RefSeq lists its product as uncharacterized. NCBI's taxonomy places the organism in Eukaryota, Metazoa, Arthropoda, Malacostraca, Decapoda, Portunidae. The record is from RefSeq and is a predicted model, not a curated record. Bases 1 to 324 code for a protein of 107 amino acids. The transcript has 2 exons.
AUGGCAUCCGGCGAAGGUUCUGGAGGAUCAACGGAAACAAGUGGAUCGGGUGGCAUCUUGUGGCAGAUCAUUUGGCUCAUCCUGCUGGUGCUGGCUGCCAUCUGGGUGUCCUGGUUCUGCGCCUGGUGGUACGCCAUGCUCAUCCCCUUCACCGUGUGUCUGCCCCCCAUGGCGGCGGUGACAGACAUCCUGCUCCGAGGCAUCCAGAUCACCUACGUCUGUGCCAAGAACAUGGUGGAGGCCAAUACUUUCGCUGAGGCCUGGAAUUCUUACCCCUCUGCUGUGCCUCCUACUGUACUGAUGGUGUCUCAGAGCUCCGGCUAAGCUUGUAGGGGCUGCUGUGUUUACUUGUCCUGUGCUGUCACCUGUGCCAAGUCGUGUGUUACCUGAUGGUUCGUUAAUGUGAUCCAGAGUAUUGUGUUUGUGUUGCGUUUGUUUUUUGGAUGUUUUUUUUUUUUUUUGUGUGUUUUCUGAAAGGUUUGUUUUGUUUCGUUUUUUUAUACUGAUUUUGUUUUGGUUUUGUUUUGCGUCGUUUUUUUUUUUAAUCUUUUUUGUUUUGCUUUAUUUUUUUGCACUUUCUCUGGUCUUAUUUAUAUUUUUUUCGUUGAUGCGUAUUUUUUUUCUUCUUUUUGUUUUCUUCUUUUUCUCCUGUUGUCUGAGAGCCACAGAAGUCAUGCCAGUGAAGGAAUGAAAAGAGAAGCAAGGCAUUUCUUACUUCUCUGCCUUCCUCAUCAUGUGUGGCACAAACUGAACAGGAAAAGAAGCAAGAAGAAAAAGUUUUUGUGCGAAGACAACUUUUUUCUUAUUCCUUUAGUUUGUCAAAUUACGAAGAGCAUUUUUUUGUUUAUGUACCUUAAAACAAACAUUUUUAUUUCUGCCUAUCAAUUAGAUGAACUGUUUUCUUGUUUACUUAUAUUAGAAAGAACUUUUUACUUGUUUAUCAAUUAUAAGAACAUUUUUUUCUCUUUACUAACAUUAGAAAAAACAUUUUUUAUUUCUGUUUACCAAUUUCAAGAAUUUUUUUUUCAUUGAUCAAUAUUAGAAAGAACAUGUUUUCUAUUUUUGUUUAUCAAUUCGAACACAUUUUUUUUCUUAUCAGUAUUUGAAAACAUUUUAUUUUUGUUUAUGAAUUUCAAGAAUGUUUAAUUUUGCAAGAACAACUUUAACAAUAUCAAUUAGUCUGCCAAACAUGAGAGAACACUUUACACUCUGCCAGUUCAAAAUGAAGGUGCUGAACAAAUUGACUUCCUAACACAAAUACUAUGACAAUUACACACUUACUUCAUCCACACACGAGCUACAGAUCUGAAACCGUGUUCAAUAUUAAUACUAUAUUCUAGCUUUUAAUUAUGUAUGGAAGAGAUCUUGGAAUUUCUAUGGCUGUAUUUUUCAGUCUGGCUCUUUUAUACAUAGAAAAGUUAUAGAUCUUAAUUCUUAUUCAGACUUAAUACUAUAUUGUCUAGUUUUUAAUUAUGUAUACUGGAGAGAUCCUUGUAUUUGUAAUAUUGUGUUUUUAAUAAUUUUUUUUAUAUAUAUCCAAGAGUUGUACAUCUGAAGUCCUUUUUAUUUAGUGUAUAUUAUUGUAUUUUAGUACUGUAUUCUAUUUAGCUUUUUAUACAAGAGAGUUUAUUGUAUUUUUAUGACUUUUUCAGUUGACUUUUUUUAAUAAGAGUUGUAGAUCUGAAAUCCCUCUUAUUCAGUCUAUUGUAUUGCUGUAUUCUAUCUAGCUUUUAUAUGGAAGUAAUUGUAUUCCUUUGACUGUAUUUUCCACCUUUCUGUACAAUAACUGAAGAUUUCAUUGUAACUUUGCUGGACUCUUUAUCAGUUUCAAUUAAUCUUUCAGUCUUUUAUCAGUUUCAAUUAAUCUUUCAGUCUUUUAUCAGUUUCAAUUAAUCUUUCAGUCUUACAACAAACGUCCUUUUAUUCAUGCAUUUUAUGACUUACUUCCAACCUACUUGUUUAUACAAUACUUAAACAUCUUUUCUUGCUUUCUUUUUCUAUUUUAAUUUAGGUUUUAAUAAUACUACAAACAUCUUUUUGUUGAUGUUUUUAUGACAGUUUUCUCUCUAUUUUGUAUACAAUAUUUAAACAUCUUAUUUUUUUAUGUGUAUUUUUUUAUCAUUAGUUUUUUUCUUUUUAUUAUUAUUAUAUAUUUUUUCAUGGUUUUCAGUCUAUUUGUUUAUAAAAUACUUAGCAUCUUAUUCUUGCUGUAUUUAUAGCUGCAUAAUGUAUUCUAAUAUAUUUCUCUUUUAAGAAGUAUUAUUGUGAGCUGUCUAAUACACAAUGGAAAAAAAAGUAAAAGUAAUAAUAAUAAUAAUAAUAAUAAUAAUAAUAAUAAUAAUAAUAAUAAUAAUAAUAAUAAUAAUAACUUGUCAUGUUGUUAAUGUAUUUUUAAAAGUAGUUAUAUUUUUUUGUAUUUUGAAAUUGUCUUUUUAUAUUGUAACUUGUCAUCUUGUUCACAUUUUUUUGCAGUUUUUUUUGUGUAUGUAUCAAAAUUAUUGUUUUUAUAUUAUAACUUGUAAUCUCAUUAAUAUAUUUUUGGAAGCAGUCAUUAUUAUUAUCAUUUAUUUAUUAUUUUUUUCUUUUUUAUGUGCUGAAAUGAGGUUUUCCUUUAUUACUUUCCUAUCAGGUGUUCAAAUCUCAUAAUUUAAAAAAAAAUGUCACCUUUACUAUUAUUACCAUUAUUUAUCUCAUCUUUUUUGUAGAGAAACGAUCUUUUUUGUAUGGCCGUUCAAUCAGGCGUCAGAAUCCUUUAAUUAUCACACCAGGUACAAGAGAAUCUCACCUUUGCCCAGGUACUGUUAAGAAUUAAGAGUCUAUUUUGUUAAUCCAUAAGAAUUUUAUAAGCAUAGCACACCUUAGUAUUGUGUAGAACCAUAGUGUAAACAUCACAGUAAGUUAUACAGUAAGUUAUGACAGUGUUAGCAAAGGUGUUAGGGUAGAGUUAGUUGUGCAGGGCGUCCGUGUCUAUGUGUGUGUGACUCAGGUGGGCGAGGACGUGGGAACAGUGACAUGGUAACACUGCUAGACUGAUGCACACUCUCACUCACUCAUUCAUUCAUUUGUUGGUCUAUGUAUUCUAUCCUAUCUAGUGUUGAAAUAUUUAGCAAGCUUGACUUUCUGCCAUUCUGUUGUAAGACGCUGUAUUUAUUUAUUUUUUACAUAAGAGGGUCACUGGCUAAAGGAAACAAAAAAAGAAAAAAAAUUAUUGUUUCCAUUGGGAUAAACUGAUGCCUUAUAAAUCAAGUAAAGGUUUUGGUGUAAAUGUAUCAGUUUGCUGCAUUUCAGAACAAGACAGAAAGGAAUAUGUAACCCAGUGAGUGAGUGAGUGUGUGUGUGUUUGUGUGAGUGAGUGAGUGAGAGCAUCAGUGUCCGUAUGUCCUAACCGCCUCAAUCACUGCAUCACUGCCACACACUUAGUAAAGGAAACUGAUGUAAUAUUACUAAAAUACACCUUUUGAAUACUGAAGACUUUUGUAGUGUGAAUAAGCAAUGCAGCAUUACAAUAUACAACAGUUUCCUAUGUAUACCACCCUGUCAUACAUAGCUGGCAGUCACUAUGCACAAAAUACAAUGGAGAAUAAAUAAAAAUAUCCUCUAUUUUUAUAUUAAUGUCUGUAGGAACUGGCGAAGAACAAUUUUAUCUUAUUACCAACUUGAACUGCAUCUUCGUUCUCUCUGUCGCUCUAAACUUGAAUGUGAACGCUAACAGUUGUUAAUUCAAAUGUUCUGGUACCUUGUCUCUGUCUUCAGCAGGCUGCAGUGGAAGUUAUUGGGGUUUUUCAAGGGUGUUUUCAAGAUUCUAGUGAGUUCAACAAGCUGCAGUGGAAGUUAUUGGGGUUUUUCAAGGGUGUUUUCAAGAUUCUAGUGAUUUUAACAGACUGCAGUGGAUGUUAUUGGGGUUUUUCAAGGGUGUUUUCAAGAUUCUAGUGAGUUUAACAAGCUGCAGUGGAAGUUAUUGGGGUUUUUCAAGGGUGUUUUCAAGAUUCUAGUGAGUUUAACAAGCUGCAGUGGAAGUUAUUGGGGUUUUUCAAGGGUGUUUUCAAGAUUCUAGUGAUUUUAACAGACUGCAGUGGAUGUUAUUGGAGUUUUCAAAGGUGUUUUAAAAAUUCUAGUGAGUUUAGCAGACUAUUGGGGUUUUCAAGGGUGUUAUCAAGAUCCUAGCAAGAGUUUAACAGGCUGCAGUGGAUGUUGUUGGAGUUUUCAAGGAUGUUUUCAAGAUUACAGUGAUAGGUUACAGAUGUGUGCCUUUCAGUACUUGUGCAUUACUGGAGAUGAAGUUUUAAUGAUGUGUCUUUGUGUGGCCUUGAUUAAAGCUAAUGAGAUGGAGUUGUGACGAAGGUUGUGUUAAAUUGUGUUUUUUUUUUAUCAUAGAUCUAAAUAGUCUUCAUUGAUUCAGACAAGUAGUGGCAUAAUAUUUUUCUAUAACAGAUAAGUAGUAAAUUAUUUGGAGCAUUUCAGACUAGUACUAAAAUGUUUCUCAUAGAUUGCGACCACAAGUAAACACAUUUCUACGGAUUCAAACCAUUACGAAAACAUUCACCAACUUUUAUAAUUUUGAUCAUCCCUUUGGCUUUACUCGGCUAAAUGGUUCGAUAACAUAACAGAUUUUAAAGUGUUCAGAUUCUACCUAGCGUGAAUCACCUGUAUGCAUUUAGUUCUCUCAUAACUCGCAUUCUUGUGUUCUUCGCCCCUUACUGCUCCGGCCAUCCUUUGUUAUCAUUCAAAGCACCACAGGAUUUGCAUGGACACAGAAAGAUAAGAUAAUAAGAAGCAAAUUUUUGUCCUUUCCCACAAUUCUUCCGCUACACACAUAACACCACAGAAAAAAUAAAAUAACAAGGUAAAUUUUCACCCUUUCUCACAAUUACACAACACACAAAGCACCACAAAAAAAUAAGAAGAUACGAGAUUAAUUUUUCAUCUUUCCCCACAGUCUUACACUACACAAUUACUUAAGGAACUGUGGUAUAAGUGUCCAACCCUUAAGUGGUCAUAGGAGAAAAGGUACAGCAGUGAAGGGGGUCUGUGGCUAAGCUGUCCUCUGUGUGAGUGUGAGGGACGCGCUUCAUUUACACAAUUCACGUUUUGACUAAUAAAAUGUGGUUUCUU